Molecule: messenger RNA, 803 nt
Organism: Physella acuta
Lineage: Eukaryota; Metazoa; Mollusca; Gastropoda; Physidae
Source: RefSeq, a predicted model, not a curated record
GCAAUAGUUUAGCCCUCUACUUCCAGAGGACUACUUUACUACGAUAAAAAUGAAUAUAGCGUUCUCGGUCGUAUUACUUAUCUUAGUUCUAGCAACUCUGGAUGUCUCUCAAAGCCUGGAUCCCCAGGAUGACGUAAGCAGAGACACACGGGCGUGGAGACCACCAGAGCUGACCAUCCUGUCCAAGUACUGGAAAUCUUAUGCCAGACUGAGGGCUCAAGCUCUGGACAGGUGUGAGAGGCGGUUGUUUUUGUACGGGAGUAGGAGGAAGAUGGCGCAGGACGCUUCGGUCAAUGUAGCGAGAAGAAACACGGCCAUUGAACAGGCUGAUAUCAAAAGUGGCCAGGAAGAAGUAUCGGCAUCGGAGGCCUCACUAACAGCUUGCGUGCUCCAGAUUGUUGAGUUACAAUCUAACGAUCCCUUCUAUAAGGACUAUCAGCUGUUGAUCUCAGAGGUCUCACGCUUGAGUGACCAGGUGACGUCAUGUAUAGAAGCUGGCGGGAGCGUGGCACUCACCGUGAAACGUGACAGUGUUCGGCAGGUGGAUGAACAGGUUGGGUACGAUUCCUCCCCACAAAUGCUGCGAGUCUAUGAGAACUUAAAGAAGAAGAAAGACAUGAAAGUCGCUGAGAAAACUGAAUGCUUUGCAUCUUUAGGCAUACAAAAGAACUUCCCUUACCAGCUGGAGUAAUCUACAUGAAGUGAUACUGACAACUCUGGUGUCUUCUAUCAUCUUGAUGACGUCGACAUCUAUCUAUUGGACCAAGUUAAUUAGACGGCAAUUAUAUAAUUUACACAAAUAA